Messenger RNA from Mytilinidion resinicola, 2549 nucleotides. Its product is annotated as actin-like ATPase domain-containing protein. Gene Ontology annotation, molecular function: ATP-dependent protein folding chaperone; ATP binding. Bases 20 to 2218 code for a protein of 732 amino acids. The record is from RefSeq and is a predicted model, not a curated record. The transcript is spliced from 5 exons. Lineage: Eukaryota; Fungi; Ascomycota; Dothideomycetes; Mytilinidiales; Mytilinidiaceae.
UCCUCCUCCCGCAACAUUCAUGUCGUCCAUGAAUGCUCGCUUCAAAAACCUCGUAGGAUCGAAGCGCCGAUCGAGCAACAACGUCUCGCCCGCCGGCGGCAGCACUCAGAUUCCCCAGCCGCGACCCAGCUCGCUCUCGCCCUCCACCUCGAGCACCACCUCGCUGCCCUCGACCGCCAUGAACCCCCAGCAAAACCCGCUGGGACGCCCUCCCUCGUACACCUACGCUCCUCCGGGCGGUCUCGCUCCUGGCCAGCAGCAACAGGGCCGCCCGCACUCUCCACUGCCGCCCAUCCACACCGCCGGCGCCCCCCACGGCUACCCACCCCAACAGAUGUACCAGCAGCCCCCCCAGGGCCCGCCAGGCUACCCCCCUCCGCAGCCGCAGCAACAAGGUGGAUAUGGCGGAGGCUACGGUGCGCCGCCUCCAGCUGCCGCGCCCGCUCCCCAGGGCCCGCAGUCGUACACCAGACCGGGCGGGGCAGUCGAAGUCGAGGCAGCGGGACGGUCCAAGGCGCAGCUGAUUGUCGGCAUUGAUUUUGGCACCACCUUCUCCGGCGUUGCGUUUGCGUUUGCAACAAACACCGAGGCCAAGGAGGACAUCAUCACGGAAUGGCCAGGCGCGGGCAACCAGACCAAGCAGAAGAUCCCCACGGUGCUCUACUACGACCAGUACCAGAAGGUUGUUGGCUGGGGCCCAGACAUUGCUGAUGCCUUGGCCCCCACGGGCUACCCCAAGCCAGGCGUGCAGAAAGUCGAGUGGUUCAAGCUCCAGCUCAUGCUUUCGGGCAACACCUACAUCGAUCCUAUCAACCUGCCACCCCUUCCUCCGGGGAAGUCUGAGAUCGAUGUUGCCGCCGACUAUCUGUUCCACCUGCGCCAAGCGAUGCGAAACCAGCUGCAGAAGACGCUCGGCGAGGUCUUCAACCGAGAAGAACGCAACAUCAGAUACUACCUGACGGUGCCUGCCAUCUGGAACGAUGCUGGAAAGGCCGCCACGCGUGCUGCAGCAAUCCAGGCCGGCUUCCUGCGUGACGAGAAUGACAACAGGCUGACGCUGAUCACCGAGCCCGAAGCUGCGGCCAUGUUCUGUUCCAAGACUGGUCUUCUGAACCUAAAAAUGCACGACGCCGUGCUCAUUGUCGAUUGUGGUGGUGGAACCGUAGAUCUGAUCGCCUAUGAGGUGGAAGAAGAGCAGCCCUUCUCCGUUGCCGAAUGUACAGCUGGGUCAGGUGACUCUUGUGGUUCGACAGCCCUAAACCGCAACUUCAGCAACAUCCUGCGCGCCAAGAUUAGGAAGAUGAAGUUGCCGGACGGAUCCAAGACAGCUGGAAAAGUGUACGCAAAGUGCAUCAUGGACUUCGAGAACAGGAUAAAGGCCGACUUCCGAAACAACGGCCAGAAGUGGGCCGUGGAUGUGGGCAUCGAGGCCGAGUUCCCCGAAGCCGGCAUCGAGGAGGGGUACAUGACCUUCACGAACGAGGAGAUUUUGCAGUGCUUCGAGCCCGUAGUAAAUAGGAUUUUGGAAUUGGUCCGAAACCAGAUCAUCGCCAUUCAAGCGCAGAACCGGGCACUACAAAAUGUCCUGGUUGUCGGCGGUUUCGGUGCUUCAGAAUAUCUCUUCCAGCAAAUCAAGCUCCACGUCCCACCUCAAUUCCAGUCCAAGGUCGUCCGUCCUAUGGAUUCCGUCGCCGCUAUCGUCAAGGGCGCCGUCACCGCCGGUAUCACUGAACGUAUUGUGACCCACCGUGUCGCGCGUCGUCACUACCUCAUGGCCACUCUCCAGCCCUUCAAGGAGGGUCAUCACCCCGAGCAGUACCGUGUGCCGUCUCUCGACGGCAAGGACAGGUGCAAGUACACUCGCCAGAUCUUCGUCCAGAAGGGCCAGCGUGUUAAGAUCGGCGAGCCUGUCAAGGUCUCGUUCUUCCGACAGGUCGCGCCGGGUGCAACGCUCAUGUACGAGGAUAUCCUGUACGCUUGCGAUGACGAUGUGUGCCCCGAAUAUACUAAAGAUCCUCGUAUCAAGGAAGUUGUCACUCUCACCUCGGAUUUGUCCCGCAAGAACCUAGAGAAAGACUUUGAGCGCAUGGACACCCCACAGGGCACAUUUUACCGCGUCUACUUCGAUAUCUAUCUCACGCUCGAUGGUUCAGAGUUUAACGCCGAACUUGUGUGUCAAGGUGAGGUCAUGGGCCGCUGUUCUUCAAGGUUUAGGUAAAGCAUUAUCUGGUGGCAAGAGAAAAACGCGCGUUGUGCAUGCUGGAUAAUAGGUAGACGUGAUCUGCGUUGUAUCGGAAAGCAUAAUUGGAGGAAGCGCGGGAAAUGGAUUCUAUUGAUGUUGAUGAAGAGGCGAGAAAUUCUUCAAGCAUACCCCCAAACUCGUCGGAUUUCUUUUUGGUUGGACGUUGGCAAGCGAGGUAGCAACAGGCCAUGGGCCCCUCACCCUACGUUCCAUGCCACCGCGCUUACGUGGCGGUGGCAUGUUCGGUCUCGGGGAGUAUGUUUCUGUCUGUUCAUAAUCCGAUGGCGUGUGCGGCGAUAUUACAGCG